AAGAAAAGCACUUCAGGACAUGCUCAGAAAGUUAAACUUGGAGAAGAAUCGAAGCAAGAAAUUCUCCCUGCAAGAAGUCCUAGAAAUCAGUUCAGAGAGUCUCAAGGAAUGCACUCCCAGUACAAUGGAAGACUUGCCAUGGCAUUUUCUGAGGAAGGUCUUGGCUCUGAAUGUCACAGCCAGGAGCACAAGCCUUCAGAAGGAGACAUUUGGUGAUCAAAGAGGAAACAAGGAGAAAAAGAGGAUUGAUGAGGGUAUCUUUCUCAGUGUCAAGAUGGAUGUGAGAGUGUCUGUGAACCCCCUCGAUGUCCUUUGUGCUGUUCUGCUCUGUUCUGACAGUUUCCUCCAGCAGGAGAUCCUUUCCAAAAUGUCCAUGUGCCAGUUUGCUUUGCCUUUACUUCUGCCUCCUUUAGAGACAUCCCAUUGCACUCUGAUGCUGUGGGCCAUGAGAGACAUCGUGAAAAAAUGGAGGCCCCAUUCCCUGGUUGACAGCAGGGGCUUUAGAGAGGAGAGCCUGGUGCUCACGUCCAUGCCGACCAUCUCCUUUGUAAGGAUCGGAAGUCUGAGUUUCUCCAAGUCCAGACUCCUGAAUGAGUUUCUCAGUCCCUCCCAACACCACCAUGAUUUCUUCAUACACCAGGACAUGGAGGGUGGGAACAUCCCUCGGGAAAUUGCUGAUGGACUUGUAGAGAUAGCCUGGUAUUUUCCAGGAGGGCAGAGGAGUUCAGAUCUCUUCCCAGAACCAGUAGCAGUUGCAAAUCUUCAUGGAGGCAUUGAAUCCCACCAGGCGCAGUUUAGAUUUUUGUCAGAGGUUUCUUCAGCUGUGUUUAUAUUUGCUGAAUGUAUUAGCAAAAGAGAAUAUAACAUUUUGUCAUUGCUGAAGGAAUCGUCAACUGAAUACUACUUUAUCUUGGAAUAUCAUGGCAGAAAUGUCAGUGAAACUUUGGAUUACUUACAAGACUUGGCUCCAGUGCUUAAACUCAGCAAUUCAAAUAUACUAGUAAAAGCAGCCAAGACUAAUACAGCAAAACUUGUAGAACAGCUUCGAUCUACCAUUGGAAGAAUAAUCAGUGCCGAUCCCAAGAGGGUGACCAUUGACGGCAUGGCUGCUGUGGCUCGUGAGCUUUCAUUCCACGUAGAUGAAGACUGCCAAGAAUGUCAGGAUGCACGUAGAUGUAUGUCAGAAAUCACAGAAGAUGUAAACGAUGUAGCACUGUACAAGAAAGAAAUGCUGAAACUCCAAGGUGAUCUCUGGAAAACCUUGGCAAGUGUGGAGAAAGAACUAUGCAGGAUGGAAAGACAAGGGGACAUGCCUUCAGAAAAGUACCGAUCUGAACUAAAAGGCAAAUUGAUGCUUCUCCGUCAACAGCAAAAUGAUUGUGAUCUCACUAUAGGUCUGAUAAAUUUCAUCCAUGGCAUCAAAGAUUCAGGGUCAGCAAAAAAGCAUUAUUUCUUAAAAUGGAUGAAGUUCAAUCUGGAUUACAUUGCUAGGGCCAGCCUUUCUAAAUUACGGGCUCAGUAUAAAGACAAAUGCAAGUUGUUAGGAGACGAUGCUCAGAAGGUGGCAGAAGUAGACCAACUGAUUUCUUCAUCCUCCUUGGGUGUCGAGCAUUUCAUGAGAGAGCUGGGUCAGUUUUAUGAGGCAGAAUGGUUGAUGGUCAGAGAAGACAAACUAUCUAGAAAUAGAAGGCAGUUUGCCCAUUUCCCCAGCAUUGCUGCUGACCUGAUGCUGGAAGGGUUUCCUCUAGAGCUGAUUGAUGGAGAUGCUUCCAACAUUCCCCUGCAGUGGAUAAUUGAUAUUUUGACUAAACUCAAUAACAAGCUGAAAAGGCGAUCCAAGAUGUUUGUGAUAACUGUGCUGGGGGUGCAGAGCACUGGGAAGUCCACCCUUCUCAACACCAUGUUUGGACUGCAGUUUGCUGUGAGCAGCGGCCGAUGUACACGAGGGGCCUUCAUGACUCUUCUUAAGGUCCGAGAGAACUUGAUUCAGGAGCUGGGCUGUGAUUUCAUCCUGGUGAUUGACACAGAAGGGCUGAAAGCUCCUGAACUGGCCAAACUGGAAGACAGCUACCAACACGACAAUGAGCUGGCCACUCUGGUGAUUGGGCUGAGUGAUGUAACAAUAGUAAACAUGUCCAUGGAGAAUGCCACUGAAAUGAAGGACAUCCUGCAGAUUGUGACUCAUGCGUUCCUCAGAAUGGAGAGAAUUGGGCAAAAACCCAACUGCCAGUUUGUGCAUCAGAAUGUCAGUGAUGUUUCUGCACAUGACCAAAAUAUGAGGGACAGGAAACAUCUCUUGGAACAACUCAAUGAAAUGACCCAGGCUGCAGCAAAAAUGGAAAAACUUGGCAGAGAUAUCAAGUUUUCAGACAUCAUGGAUUAUGACCCAGAAAUACACACCUGGUACAUUCCAGGCCUGUGGCACGGAGUCCCACCUAUGGCCUCAGUCAACCGGGGAUACAGUGAAAAGGUCUUUGAGUUAAAGAAGUACCUGUUUGAAUUCUUCAGGGAUCGUUCUGUUAAAAGGAGUCCCAAAGAUAUCCCUCAAUUUAUCGAGUGGACUAAGAGUCUUUGGAAUGCUGUGAAACAUGAGAACUUCAUCUUCAGCUUCCGAAACAGCCUCAUAGCAGAAGCUUAUAACCACCUGUCUGCCAAAUACUCUGAAUGGGACUGGAGUUUCCGCAGAGAGAUGCACCUCUGGGUGUCUGAGCAAGAAACGCUGAUACAGAAUGCAUCUCCUGAUGAGCUUGAUUGCUUGCACUGGCGACAUGAGCUUCAACAGAAACUGUUAUGUGGUGAGCAACAGAUUUUGGAGAGCCUGGAGAAAUACUUUGAAACUGGUACAGCAAAUCUGCAUCUGGUGGAAGAGUACAGAGAAGAUUUUGUGAGAAGUGCCAACAGUCUCAAGCAUGAACUAGAAAGUUAUUCUUACAGUAAAUGUAAUGAUUCCAUUCACAUUAAAAAGGGACGGUACAAGAUUGAUAUUCUUCAAAUGGAAUACUUGAAAGUAAUUGAAGGAAAAGUUGACAGGCUUCUGGAAGAUUGGGGGAAAGAAAAGCGCAGAUUGGUUGAUCAAGAGCUGAGAAGAGUGUUUGAUACAAUGUGGACAGAAACAUUGUCAGAAAUAUCACUUGUUCCUCUAGAGAGACAGGAAAUUUUUCUAGAUAUUGAGUUGUGUUUCAGGAAGGACUUGUCCCAUCGUGGAAGCUUAGUCAACCUAAAAGUACAAGCAGCAAAAAGUUUGUUAAGCUACAGGAUGGACAACUUUCAGAUGAAAUCAGAGUAUAUAAAUCCAUCAUUCUGGGACCAUGUGAAGAGCAUGUUUUCUAAAAGGGAGCAUUUGAGUAAAGCUGAAGAACUUGCUAAAUCAUUGAUGUCCAAAUGCAUGGAGUACAUUAAUGGAAAGGCCAAUUCUGGAGGAGAUUAUCAUGAAACCUAUUGCGGAGAACUUUUGCAUAUCAUCAAUCAAAUGCUUCAGCAGGGUGAGGUUCAAAAACUUCAUACAUCACCUUCCUUUGAAGUGGACUUGAAGCUUCACAUUUUUGGAGAAGCAGCUCAUUUUUUUCAAAAGAUGCAUGAAGAUUUCAUUAAGGAAAAUGAUCCCCGGGUACGCCUGGAGAAACUGAAACCUCAGUAUUUCUCCACUUUCAGAGAUCUUUAUCUGGAAAAAGAUGCCCAUCAAACCAGCGCUAAGAAUUUCUGUGACCAGUGUCUCCAUCCUGCCCUGCUGGAUUAUGUCAACAGAAAACUUGGUAUCGUUAUAGUGGACAACAUUGUCAGUGGCACCCAGUCCAUGAGAUAUGUCAGCCGGAGUUUCUUCCAGUUUACAGUUCUGAAGGAGCUGUUGGAAGACAGAAAUGUUGACAACUAUGUGAAAUAUAUGAGAUCCUAUGAAAAAUUUGUGAAGAGCUGGAUCAUGAGAAAAAUACUGGAGCACUAUGCAGACAGACAGUCUCUCAGGAAUCUGGAGAAGGACAUUCUCUCUGCAAUAAUAAAGAAAAUUGUAGAAAUGCUGGAGAUCCUGAAACAGAAAUGUUUUAAGAUCUCAGAAUUUUUAGUAAUUUUUUGGGAAAAAAUGCAGAAGGAGCUAGUUAUUUCUAAAGACAGCUUGCUGGGAACACAGUUUAAAAAGAUGUCUGAUCCUGGACAAUUUUCUGUCUGUGUUGAAAAUUGUCUUCCUGAUUUGGAAAAACGAAUACUAUCUGAGUUCGAUGCCCUGGAACUUCAAUCCAAGCUCUCCAAACUGCCUGUGAAGCCCCAGGAUGAGAUCUUCAAGCGAGUAUUCGGCUGUGGGAAGCAAUGUCCCUUCUGCCAAAUCCCCUGUGAGGCUGGAGGGAGUGCCCAUAAGGAGCAUUUUGCAGCUGUCCAUCGCCCCGAAGGACUGGGAAGAGUUAGAUGGGAAAAAACAGAAAAGCUUACGUAUGAAUUAUGUUCCACUCUUGUGGUUUCCCAGUGCAGAUUCAGAAAUGCAGAAACUGAAGGGGAAUGGCAUCCAUACAAAGAUUACCGAUUCUACUAUCCAGAUUGGUGCAUCCAACCAGAUCCCAGUAUUAAUGCUUCAGAUUACUGGAAGUUUGUUUUUAAAGAGUUCAAUCAUGAAUUUGCACAUCAGUAUGAAGCUAAACCAGCAGACCUGCCCAAGGCCUGGAAAAAUAUAACCCAGAAACAGGCAUUGGAGGCAUUAAAAGUAACCUACAAUAUGAAGUAAGCACCAGCAUCCUGAAUUAGUUUGAUUUACAGUAAACGUGUGAAGUUCCAUCAAAAUUUGGCUUUAGCGGGACUGGAUUGCUUAAACUGUAAUUUCUCCUGAUGCCAUGUGAUUCCACACAUUACAACAAGGUUACAUAUCUAGUUUAAUAAAGUAUGUAUUCUUUGAUAAAUGAUGACUGAAAGAUGUCCUACACCAAAUUAAUGACAAAAAUCUGCAGUCAAAUACUUAUUUUUGGAAGUAUUUAUGUGCUGUCAUAGAAAUUAGAUAAGGAAAAUGAAGUUUCGCCCCACUGAUAGAUAGGAUAGUUUCUUUGCUUCUGGGGCAUUGUAUGUGGGGGCUGAGAAGAUGGAUCUUUCUCAUCCAAAGUUGAAGCAUCCCACAAAACAUGCAACCUUUUCUUGGAUAAUCAAGAAAAGGGGUCCCUAGAUACUUUGAAGGAUGCCCAAACUGAGGAUAAUAAUUAUAUAUGUGCACAGGUUAGUUUGCCCAGUCUUAGUUUCUGUUUUGAGUCAUUUAUAGGAGAAUGUUUGCAAUGGAGCUGGUGACCUGUACCUUCCUGCAUGGUUUUAUGUGGAAUUUUGUUGCCUUCUCUUUCUCCCCCCCCCCCCCCCUUUGCCAUCUUGCGUCCAAAGAUUGGUGCAUAUUAAUGCUACUUUUCUUGAGUGGCAACUGCAUUGUGUUACAAACUGCUUUCAGUCUGAAAAACAGCUUGUGAUAGUCAGUGGUGCACACUGAAGCAAGCUCAUGCAUUUUCUUUCAUAAUAGAGCUAGUUGGAUUGUAACACCUGUCUUUCUUCCUUAUCUCUUUUUGUGAAUCAUAACAGUAAGGGGUUGUAACUUUCUAAACACUUAUGCACAUAUAAGAAAACCAGUUGAGAGAAGUUUUCAUUUCUAAACCUUACUAUGUAGCUAUUAUUAUAUGUCUCAAAUUUGACUUUUAUAUCACUUUUCUCAUUUAUUGUAGCAUUUCCUAUUUACAAAGAGAAAAUAAAAGAAUUAUCAGUAGCAGUA
This is a messenger RNA of Heteronotia binoei (common prickly gecko), 5722 nucleotides long. It is a transcript of the gene URGCP, whose product is annotated as upregulator of cell proliferation. NCBI's taxonomy places the organism in Eukaryota, Metazoa, Chordata, Lepidosauria, Squamata, Gekkonidae. The record is from RefSeq and is a predicted model, not a curated record. Gene Ontology annotation, molecular function: GTP binding. Bases 20 to 4708 code for a protein of 1562 amino acids. The transcript has a single exon.